GACAGCUCGCCUUCCACUUCCCAUCUAACCCCCAUUCCUCCGUCACGCCCCAUAAGUCCAGGCGUCGCGUCGAAACUGUUCUUCUCCAUGAGGAAGCAGUUCACCAGCGGCAGUUCACCCAUCCCUCAGCGAAAAAAGCCAAGCGAACGUCCGUGUGGUGGCAUGUACUCCACCCCCGAAGAGCGACACCCCUAUACCCCCUCGCGUGUUAUUCGUCCCCGCUACAUAGAUGCUUCCUCAGAACGUCCUUCCAUAGAACAAAUAGCCAUGGGCCUCCACAUUUCACGCACUCCCCAUCUCAGGUCUGGUAAUCCUGUCCAGCGACAUUCUCCGCUGUCGUCCCCUUCCCUGCGUCGCCUCGUGAAUGCCCCUGGCAGUGCGCCCUAUGUAUUACCACAUUCUCGUCCUCAUGCCCUCCACGACUCGUCAUUGCCUGCGCAGCAACGGCAACGACACAGCCUUCCUCCCCCUCCUAGACGCUCGUCUAUGAAAAAGGCCACUGCCUCUAGCUCGACCCUUGAUCCGCCGCAGAAAACCCCAACGCUUCUCAGCGCUUCCCCUUCCGCGUCUACUGUCACUUCCGGAGGACCCCUCACUCCGGGGUCGUGGUCUGUGCGGUCUUUGAAGGUGCGGAUGUCCAAGUAUAUACCAGGUUAUCAUCGCACGUCAGCGACGGUGGCAUCCAUCGAUCGGGCAAGUACAUUUACCUCAUCAGGCAGCGAUGCCACGCGUCCGACGACACCACGCAAGUCGGUUAGAUUCUCUACGAGCGUACUGGCACUGAACGACCUACCUUCGUGACGACUCUGCACAGUAUUUGGUGCAGCCAUGCAUACUUCAUUCUGUUUUUCGAUUUCACCAUAUAGCCAUUUUGUUUACUAUUUUUAUUCCACACGGGACUUGUUCCUGGCCUUGAUACCACGAACAUUCGUUAUGUGUAGCCCAACGAUCUUUCAAGUUCUUUCCUGCAUGACUAGCAUUCGAUUUGUCAUUCUGUGAUACGUCAUUACAAAUAAUAAAUUUUUGCUUUGCAC
This is a messenger RNA of Pisolithus orientalis, 1034 nucleotides long. RefSeq lists its product as uncharacterized. Bases 163 to 801 code for a protein of 212 amino acids. The record is from RefSeq and is a predicted model, not a curated record. NCBI's taxonomy places the organism in Eukaryota, Fungi, Basidiomycota, Agaricomycetes, Boletales, Pisolithaceae. The transcript is spliced from 2 exons.